Molecule: messenger RNA, 431 nt
Organism: Drosophila eugracilis
Lineage: Eukaryota; Metazoa; Arthropoda; Insecta; Diptera; Drosophilidae
Gene: Tim13
Product: mitochondrial import inner membrane translocase subunit Tim13
Exons: 1
Coding region: 101-379 (92 amino acids)
Source: RefSeq, a predicted model, not a curated record
GGCUUUGCCCUUUCUGUCCUAGUCCCGCCUAAACCUAAAGCGUUCAGAUUUGAGAAAUAUAUUUAUAAAAAUUCAAAUUGUUCAUCCCGUAACGACCGAAAUGGCUGCCACCAACAUGGAGAAGGGGGAGCUGAUAAGCCAGGUGAAGCAGCAGAUCGCUCUGGCCAAUGCCCAAGAGAUGCUCUCGAAGAUGACGGAGAAAUGCUUUAAGAAGUGCAUCCAGAGGCCUGGUAAAUCCCUGGACAACACCGAGCAGCGUUGCAUUUCGCAGUGCAUGGAUCGCUUCAUGGACGCCUGGAAUCUGGUGUCGCGCACCUAUGGCAAUCGCCUGCAAAGGGAACAGUACAGGACAAUGGACACGGUGGACAUGACUAACUAGGAGAUGAUUUCCGGUCAUCUUGUAAUUAAAACGGAUUUAAUUUAUUUCUCAA